UGUGCCAAAUCACCUGUUGUUAUUUUUGCAUAUCGUUAGUAUUUACUUUUUUUAAACCUUUGCAUAUAUUUUCUAGUCUAUAAAAUAACUGGCCGUUGCAUAAUGAUCCAAGUACGAUCCAGCCUCUACAGCCGAGUGCUGAGACCAAUAAUGAAUCUUGCUACUUUACAUCGCGAAAAUCAUACCGAAGCUAAAGUGCAGGUAAGUGAUAACGUCGCUAUCAAUUAUGUACAAAGCGGCAGUGGUGACAAAAGUCUGCUGCUAAUGCCCGGCGCAUUAGGGUCUGCGUGGACGGACUUUAAGCCCCAAAUCGAUAUGCUGCCUCAACUUUUGCCUAACCAUACAAUCAUCGCGUGGGACCCACCAGGCUAUGGAAAGUCCCGACCACCCGCGCGAGAAUUUGGUCUCGACUUCUUCCAAAAAGAUGCAAGCUAUGCUGUAGAUCUAAUGCGUGCUCUGGGUCGUCCUAAAUUUUCAAUACUAGGGUGGAGUGAUGGUGGUAUAACUGGUAUUAUUGUAGCAGGUCGCUUUGCCGAUUGCGUCGAAAAAUUGAUAAUUUGGGGUGCUGGCGCUUAUUUGAAUGCCGAAGAGGAGAAAGCGUUAAAAGCUAUUCGUGAUGUACAGAAGUGGUCACCUCGGAUGCGAGAACCAAUGGAAAAGGUCUAUGGGGUGGAGGAAUUUAGAAAAUUGUGGGCUGCAUGGGUUGAUGCCGCAGCGGCAAUAUAUACAGAUUGCAAAGGUGAUUUUUGUUGUGCUGAAGUGAAUCAAGUGAAAGCGCCGACAUUUAUAUUACACGGAAAGAAGGAUCCAAUGAUUGCUGCUGAGCAUAUACCAUACCUAAGAGAACGUAUUCAAGGCUGCAAGUACUACGAAUUUCCCGAAGGUAAACAUAAUAUUCACCUGCGCUAUGCUGAAGAAUUCAACAAAUUAGUGGCAGAGUUCUUGCUGCAAAAGUCUUAGUAAUAGCAUUUAGAAAUUUGAAAUUCUUAUGUGCGUACUUAUGGGCAUAUCCUGGGUAAAGGAUCCAACAUUUGCACGCGUUUAAGGAAGCUUUAAGUAG
This is a messenger RNA of Anastrepha obliqua, 1060 nucleotides long. Its product is annotated as valacyclovir hydrolase. The record is from RefSeq and is a predicted model, not a curated record. The transcript is spliced from 3 exons. The coding region runs from base 103 to 960 and encodes 285 amino acids. Lineage: Eukaryota; Metazoa; Arthropoda; Insecta; Diptera; Tephritidae.